AUAAAAAAAAAAAAACCCCGCUGUUUUAAGAAGUGUGCCUCCGGUUCGAUGCUCGCGGUACAACCUGGAUUUUAACAGCCCACCAAAAGACGCCUCGGACCGGCAUUGUUGGCCGCGCACACACACACACACACACACACACACACACACACACACACACACACACACACACACACACACACACACACACACACACACACACAUCGGGCAAACUUAUGCGCGGAACAAUCGGCUAGCCGUUAGCCGUUAGCUGCUAACCGCUAACUGGUUACCAACUGCCGUUAAACCGCUCGGUUGCUAAGCGAGCCGCGUCUGUCCGCGCGCAAGCAGUUUAAACGUUAAAGCUCGGUGGAAACUACAACGUCAGCAGCGGCGGUUGCCCCCCCACCACCGACCGUCCGACCGACCGACCGUCCGUCGGUUAAAACGCGUUAUUGGUGGACUUUUCACGGCCGCACCGGUUUGUCGAGCUAGUUCUGGCUAGCGCGUUAGCCGGUGUCAGUGCGCUGUAACGUCGGCAGCUGAAAUCCGCCGCCGUUGUUUUUGUGCUCGAUGCAGUGAUCGGGAAAACUACCGCCGAGGACAACGAGCCACGGUACCGUUAGCCACCCGGGCUAACUAGUCGUUCACAAGAGGGGGAAGAGAGAGAGAGAGGGUGAGAGAGGAGGGGGGAGACACGAAAACAGGCUUGGUUAGACUGUAGUGUACUUGUUGGUUUUGGUGUCACAGAAAGCGUUAGAGAGAAUAUGUUGAAACAGUCUGCUGCUGCGGUGUUAAUGUUUUAUAUUUAGCCCCGAGAGCUAACGGUAAGUUCAGUGUGCUACGGUUAGCCCCCCCCUCUCUCCAACAAGCUAACGGCAAGCUAACUGCCUGGAAGUUGGUCCAUGCUAACGCUUUAGCUCGCUCGGCUGCUACAUGGACCAACUCUGUUGUUGUUGUUUGUUGUUUUUGUCCACUGAACCUGUUCUCGGGGAGUUUAUAUUAUCAACCCCCCCCUCUCAACUUCGGAGUUCACCUGCUGCAAACUACAGUUAACUUAAACCGGCGUACACGUGCUUGCAUGCAGCCUCGUCUUCGUGUGUAGUUUUUUUUUUAAAACGACGUCCUCGCCGACUACAACUUUAUCGAUAUUGAGCUCGCGGCUGCUGAUUAGCUCGGGAUGUCGGGAUUUUGAGGUUUUCUCAUCGGCAUGUGUACCAAACAGCACUCCGUGGAUCUAAUGCUGCCAGUAGGCCCCCCCACUGCCCCCCCAACUCCCAGAGGAAGUGUUGAACUACAGGUCAGCAACAAGAGAUGAGCGGUCCAACACGACGGUGCCCACAUUCUGCUGCAGAGGAGAGAGCACCAGGAUGAUGAGACUGUAGGCACCCGCCGUAGUAUGGCCGCGUCCCGUUCCUCACGCGUCACAAGGUCGUCAGUGGGGCUCAAUGGAUUGGAUGAGAACUUUUGUGGUCGAACCCUCAGGAACCGCAGCAUCGCCCAGCCGGAGGAGACGUCGGUGUCUCCGCUACCAAGGGCCCGCUCCCCCAAGAAGAAGCAGGAAUCCAAGCAGGAGUCGAAACAGGACGCCAAGCAGGAAUCCAAGCAGGACGCCAAGCAGGAGUCGAAACAGGACGCCAAGCAGGAGUCGAAACAGGACGCCAAGCAGGAAUCGAAACAGGACGUCAAGCAGGAGUCAAAGCAGGACGUCAAGCAGGAAUCGAAACAGGACGUCAAGCAGGAGUCAAAGCAGGACACUCAGCAGCCGGAUGGCCAGCAGCAGGCCUCGUUACAGGGAAAGGUAACUGACUCGAACGCUCCUCCAGCUGAGGCGGAGCAAUGGACCAGCUCCAGGAAGCGGGGUGUGUCCUGUGUAGAAAAAGACAUUAGUCCUGAGAAGUCCGAGAACUGUGAUAGAGGGAAGGGGGUGCGAGAUGCCUGUCCUCAAAUUAAAAGGGCCAAGCGGUGCUCCCGCUCUGGAGAGUCUCAGGGACACGAGGAGGACCCUGAGCUUUUGAAACCUGAAAGUCCAGUCUCUGUCCCAGAGCCUAGCAAGGACAACAGUUGUGAAGAAUUUCCCAGCCAAAACUCUGCCAACACAGCUCCUGCCUCACCUGUCCUCAGUAAAGAGGAAGGUGAGCUGACAGGGGGGAAGGCAGAGGAUGGUCAUGUGGAGUGUGACGGGGCAGCUCAGCCCCCGAAUGCUCACAAGGCCUCUAAUGGACUCAGAGAGAAUAAAGCAGAGGAACCUAGCACACUCAUUGAAGAGCCCAGUGCAAACCCCACCUCUGCCACCAACUGCCCGUCGCUGCUCAACGGUAGUCAGACGGGGGCUCCCUCAUCCCCUGACCCCACUGUGCCUUGUAGAAACUCUGUCCCUGUGCAGAUGGAGGUCUCUGGCUCAGGGGAAUCGCCAGCCUCAUCUGUGCCGACAUUUGAGGCUGUUCCAGAGGAUCCUGUCCCUGAGUUGAUAGUGGCCAAGGAGCAGGAGGUGGAGGAGGUGGAGGUUGACGUGGUGGGUGACCCGCUGUGUCUGGCCCACGAGGAGCAGGUGACGGAGACUGACAACGACGCCAACGGCCGGCCGCUAACACCAGUGCAGGAAGCUGCUGCAUCCACCUCCUCCGCUACCACCAACAUGAACAGUAGUCCAAUCAACAACAACAACAGCAACUCAGGAGAAACAACACCCCCACUAGCAACAACCCCCUCCCCCACAGAGCCAGGGUGUAACCCCUCAAUAUCCAGCACGCCCCCCUCUUUCACAGAGCUAUACGAACACAGAUACACCCUGCGAACUUCACCCAGGAGGGCUGCCACUGGUGGCAAGGCCUCCUCCUACAUGCUCAGCUCUCCUCCCAGAGACAAUGGUCCCUUGAGGGAAGAGGGGGAGGUGGUUGUUGGGCUGGAGGAGGACUGCCCUGUGGUGGAGGAACCUGCUCCCUCAGACUCUGUUGGCCCCUCCAGUGAGGAGCCGGUCUCCGUGGAUCCGGGGGACAGGGCGGGUGACGAGGAAGGUGUGCCUGUGGAGGGGAAAGAGGCAGAGAGGAGCAAGGAGCUGACGCGGAGCCAGGCUGCAGAGGAGGAGGAGGAGGAAGAGGAGGAGCCAGACGUGUAUUACUUUGAGUCAGACCACCUGGCUCUUAAACACAACAAAGAUUAUCAGAGGCUGCUGCAGACCAUCGGAGUUCUCGAGGCCCAGCGCACGCAGGCCAUCCUGGACCUGGAGACGUUGGCGCGUCACCAGAGGGAGGCGCUCGCUGAUCCCAUCAGCUUUGUGGAGCAGCUGCAGAAACAGGUGAAUUUGGGUUUGCCGUGUCCUCAGCGAGUCGUCCAGCUCCCUGACAUUGCGUGGGAGCAGUACACCUCAGGCCUCGGUGACUUUGAGAGAGAGUUCUGCGACAAGAAACGCAAAACCAGGCGGUUAAAGCUGAUCUUCGACAAAGGUUUGCCCGAUCGACCAAAAAGUCCCGUGGAGCCCAAGAAGGAAGGCGAAUCCUCCACCAUGUACUCCUCUCUGCCGACCAGUGAUGCACCAGAGAACGGCAGGCAAGCGCAGAUGAUCAGGGGGAGGAUUUGUCACCCAAACAAGCCUGACACGUUUAACCAGCUGUGGACUGUGGAGGAGCAGAAAAAACUGGAGCAGCUUCUUGUUAAAUUUCCUCCCGAGGAAGUAGAGUCUAGAAGAUGGCAGAAGAUUGCUGAUGAGUUGGGCAAUCGAACAGCAAAACAGGUUGCCAGUAGGGUUCAAAAGUACUUCAUCAAACUGACAAAAGCUGGUAUCCCUGUGCCUGGAAGAACACCCAACCUCUGCAUGUACACAAAAAAGGCAUCCAGUAAGAGGCAGCACCACCUUAACAAGCACCUGUACCGGCCGUCUACUUUCCUGACCUCCUAUGAGCCUCCGGUCUACAUGGAUGAAGAGGACGAGCGCUCGGCGUAUUACAGCGGCGUGCAGGACCCCUCCGCUGAUGACUCGGAUGAGGAGGCUAUUCCUGUGGAGUUGAGAAAUUUGCCAGAGUACAAAGAGCUUUUAGAGCUGAAGCGACUGAAAAAACAGACGCUCCAGGAGAUCCGAGAGGACAAGGUCGGGGGGCGGCACGUCGGCUACAAGUGUGACGUCUGCGGCAUGGAGCCCAUCCAGGGAGUGAGGUGGCACUGUCAGGAUUGUCCGCAGGACAACUCAGUCGAUUUCUGCUCCAACUGCUCCGACUGCUUGUUCAAGACAGAAACCCACAAGCCUAACCACCACUUGGAACCGGUGCACCAGACAGACACCUUUCUGGACAGGGACUACUGCCUGCCGCAGAGCACAGGCUACAACUACCUGGACCCUAACUACUUUCCAGCCAACAGAUGACAGGGUCCCAGGCGCCUCUAGCUCCAGGCUCUCUCCACAUACCCCACAGGCCACUCUGUGCAUGGCUCCAUCCUCCAAGUCCAAGAUAACCGCUUAACCCGCCGCCAGGCAGGAAGGCCAGCAGGCAGGCAGACAGCCAGGGGCCUCAGAGCAGACCACGGUGCUGCUGGUGGGGGGGGCUAUUGGUAAAACUGGCCUCCCUGACUCGAGCGAAGGGUGGCCAUGUUGGUUCCUCAGAACAAGGGGGCCCCCGCUCCACCUCAGCCAGGUUAAUCAAUGGAUCUGUGAUUUGAAACGAUACACUAUUUUUAAAAAAACAAACAAAAUAAACAGAAGGCACACCAACAUUCCCGAGCUCUGUGACUCCAGGAGGGCUGUCCCCUUUUCCCCUCCUCCCCUCAUCACCCUCCAGUUACCUCCUCUCCCCCCCGUGCUGCUUCGAAACUGGAGAAUUGACGAUCAGUCUGGUGAAGCGCCACCUAAUGGAGAUGUGUGGUCAUAGUGGACUGUGAAGUCAUCAACUGAGAUACACAUAGGUGGUUUGUAUGUGUGUUUGUGGUCUCCGUGUUAUGCAAGAGUGACAAAUGUUCUAGCUAGGUAUCCGUAGAUUGAGUAUUUAUGAGUCACAGCUUCCUCGGCGGGAGUUGUGGCUGCUGCGAGAGAAGUGAGGCGGCGUGGAACUUGCCGUCGAGGUCGGUCUGUUUUUUCCCGGCGGCAGACUGUAGGAAGUUCUGCCCGAUCCACGCGACGUUCUGCUAACAGACCUGUAUGUGUUAAACGGAUUGUGCGCCAUGUUUCAGCAUGGGGCCCCCCAUCCCUACCACUGUCACAACGCUGCUCUCUACCCCCCUCACCUUUCAAACACACACACACACACACACACACACACACACACACUUUUUAUCUGUAUUUCCUUUUCCCUUUGCUCUCUCCACUAAAACAUGUCUAACAAAGGAAGCACUACAGCACGGAGAGCAAAUGUUUUUUGAAGGCAGGCGAAUGGGAAUGUAUGGAAAAGUACACAAGACUGUGUUUUUGUUUUCAUCUUUUUUUUUUCUCCUUCCCCAGUGUGUGCCGUUGUUGAUCAUGUUGAGUGUACAAGUAUAUGGUGAAAAGUAGCCAGCGCUAGUUGCUGUGUGCCAUUUUUAAAAGAGAAAUUAGUUUUGUUUUUGUUUUGGGGGGGGAUUCCACUUCUGAACCUGGCCACAAGUUCUCCCUUCCUGCGUGGCACCAUCGACCCACAUUCUCCUGCAUUAUUGAUCCAGUCAUAAUGCCUCUAGAUAUUUAAUUUUGCAGUCCACUUUAAAAAGGUCCAUUUAAAAGAUUGUAUUUUUAUUAAUCUAUUUAAAAAAAAAAAAAGAAAAGAAAAAAGAAUUGAGGUAGAGGUUGGUGCCUCCACAGUGGAACAACCCACACAAUUUUAUACACAUAGAUUUUGUUGUGCUUGAGUAGACACCAUUUUGUAUGGUUUUCGUCUCCUUCCCUUCACCCCCUUUGCCCUGCUUCAAUAUCUGUGUAUAAGUCUGUUCUUAUGUAAAAAAAAAAAAAAUAAUAAUGUAAAAAAAAAAAAAUGCUAGAGGAGAACCGUGGAAAUAAAAGUAUGUGAAAAUA
Messenger RNA from Dicentrarchus labrax (European seabass), 5950 nucleotides. RefSeq names its product zinc finger, ZZ-type containing 3 (gene zzz3). Bases 1379 to 4339 code for a protein of 986 amino acids. The record is from RefSeq and is a predicted model, not a curated record. The transcript is spliced from 12 exons. Gene Ontology annotation, molecular function: zinc ion binding. NCBI's taxonomy places the organism in Eukaryota, Metazoa, Chordata, Actinopteri, Moronidae.